UGAGAGGACUCUCUCUCCCAGCGCCUCUUUCGGCCGCCGCGCUUACGGCCAUCGCCCGCGCGGCGCCUUCUGGGAAAUCGAGUCCUCUCUUCCGUAACCGCUAAGUAGGCGGGCCGCGCCCGAGACUCCAUUUCCCGUCGGCUCUUGCAACAGGGCCGGGCAGGGCCGGCUCCCGAGCCGCCUCAGACGGAGCCAGCCAGCGCGGCCCCCCCCUCCCUUUUCCCCGGUGUCGGCCUCACCAUGAGCAGCGGCAGCGCCGGUUCUUCCCGGCCCCGAACGAGCUCUUUCGCAGACCCGUCCGGAGGGGCUCCCGCUACGGCCCCCACCGCGCCAGGCCCGACCUCGGGGGCAGCGCCUGGGGGCAAACCCGGGGGGGCUGCCGGGCCUGGGCCGGGGGGAGGCGGGACCAGCUCGACGGUCGCCUUCCCGGGGCUCAAGCUGGGGCGAGAUAGUAGCAAAGUGACCACUGUGGUGGCCACACCUGGCCAGGGUCCAGACCGCCCUCAAGAAGUCUCGUAUUCCGAUAUCAAAGUGAUUGGCAAUGGCUCCUUUGGCGUUGUCUACCAAGCCCGAUUAGCAGACUCUGGCGAGCUGGUGGCUAUCAAGAAAGUAUUACAAGAUAAACGUUUCAAGAACCGGGAGCUGCAGAUCAUGCGGAAGCUGGAUCACUGCAAUAUUGUCCGCCUGCGAUAUUUCUUCUACUCGAGCGGAGAAAAGAAGGAUGAAGUUUACCUUAAUUUAGUCCUGGACUAUGUGCCCGAAACAGUCUAUCGUGUGGCCCGCCACUUCACCAAAGCCAAACAGACCAUCCCUGUCAUCUAUGUGAAGGUAUACAUGUAUCAGUUGUUCCGCAGCCUCGCUUACAUCCAUUCUCAAGGCGUGUGUCAUCGAGACAUCAAACCUCAGAAUCUGUUGGUGGAUCCCGAUACAGCAGUACUGAAGCUUUGCGACUUCGGCAGUGCAAAGCAGCUGGUGCGAGGCGAACCCAAUGUUUCCUACAUCUGUUCUCGCUAUUACCGUGCGCCUGAGCUCAUUUUUGGAGCCACCGAUUACACUUCGAACAUAGAUAUCUGGUCUGCCGGCUGUGUGCUGGCCGAGCUGCUUCUGGGGCAGCCCAUCUUCCCUGGAGACAGUGGAGUGGAUCAGCUAGUGGAGAUCAUCAAGGUGUUGGGAACACCGACGCGAGAACAGAUACGAGAGAUGAACCCCAACUACACAGAGUUUAAGUUCCCCCAGAUCAAAGCACAUCCAUGGAUAAAGGUGUUUAAGCCUCGCACGCCGCUGGAGGCCAUCUCGCUGUGCAGUCGCCUCCUUGAGUACACCCCAGCCACUCGCCUCUCUCCCCUGGAGGCCUGUGCCAACAGUUUCUUUGACGAGCUGCGUGAGCCCAACGCUCGGUUGCCCAACGGCCGUGACUUGCCCCCGCUCUUCAACUUCAGCCCUGUGGAGCUCUCCAUCCAGCCAGGGUUGAAUUCCAACCUCAUUCCACCGCACAUCCGGUCCCAGGCGAGCUCAGUCGGGUCUGUGUCUGGCUCUGGAACCUCCCAUAGUGAGGGAAGAAUGAACACUGACAGGAGCCAGGUCACACCAGGAGACGGCGCAGGACCCAUUGCCAAUACGUCCUGAGGGGUCGCUGGGCCCGGGGGGCAGGUCCCCUCCACUACCCCCUACCCCCAGGCCACCCACAUGGACUUCUCUGAACUGUGAAUGGUGGGGGAAAGCAAUCUUGGCCCGGGGACCAGGUGGAGGGGGGAGGCCAAUUGGGGAUGGGAUGGCCACUUGGACGGGAGGGGUGGGGAAGGGGAUUCCCUCAAAGGUUGUCCUCUGAUGCCUUGGCUCGGGGAGGGAGGGGGUGGGGAGAACAGAAAAAUCCCAUGGCUUUGAGGGCUCCCUUCUCUGUCAAAAGCGGUUCAGGUUGGUACCUCCGGAGAGGAUGGAGGGGGAAGGACCGGAGAGCUGCUGCCAUCUUCCUUUCUUCCUCUUCCUCUGGCUAAUCCCAAAUCUGUCCUAAUUUGAGUUUUAAGUUGCUCUUGUUUUUAACAUCCCCUGGGGAGGGCGCAAAGAUGGUUUUAUUUCCCUGUCUCAUGUCAUUCAUGCUUUCCGAACUCCACCUCUUGUAUAUCCCCUUCCCACAGUUAAUGGUUCCUUCUCCAGAUUGCCCUCCACAUCCCAAGACGUGUCUGUUCUGUGAAACCUGGAUGCUGUAUUUUUAAGCUGGUCUGUUUUAUAGCCCAAUAACAUUCGGUUUUUUUUGUCCCAUUCCAGCGGGGAAUCGCUCUUCCUCCCCCACCCCUCCCCUCCCCACCCCUGCAACCCCACCCCCACCCUUCCUGACCUGCUCCUUUGCUUGCCAUGCCUCCGCCCGCAAUCUCUUACCGGGAACAAGCAAGCCCUCUCCCCCUUGCCUUGGAUUGUGAGGGGGGGCAUGGCCAACCAUUCCUCGCUCCUCCCGCGAUCCCAUCAGAGGUAGCACUUGGGAUUUCUUGCCUGGGGGUGGGAGGGAAUCCCGUGGGUGCGUGUGCGCAGUUGUGUGUUAUUGCGCGUGUGUGUGUGUGUCUGGAACAAGCUGGUAUUAAGAGCAGGCGGGAAACUAGCAGAAGCUUGCUCUGAGUUUCGUUGUGUCUGCUCCCUAUAGCAGUUUUCCUCCCCCGGUGCUGCAAAACAAUUUUGUGGAUCUCUUGGGGGAGGGGCGUAGGGUUCUCUAAAGGGAAUUGGAGAAGGCAAGUUUUAAUUUAAUGCCUGUUCCCUCCCUGCUGUAAAUACAUAUUUUUCCUCAUCUAAAUCCCUUAAAAUGGCUUCCUUUUUCCAUUUUCCCUGUAAAUAGAUUAAUUUUUUUCUUAAUGAAAUGUUGCAAUGAUUGACCACCCCUCCCCACCCCCCACCCCAGUUUCCCUUUCCAUUUUUAAAUCAUCUAGGAUUGACGGUUUCCCCCUAGGGAGCCCAGGGUGCAGCCUGUGGAUAAUUUCCCUCACCCUCAUAUUUAUCCUCAUCACUGCCUUCCUUCCUUCCUUCCUGCCUUCCUUCCUCCCGACAUUGUGUGUUAGUUUCUUUCUUAGGUUUUUUUUGGCUGUGUACAGACAUCCGGUUCAAUAAAUUAUUGGCAUGAACGGAAGGACUGUCAUGAAGCUCCUUAUUAAAUGGGGAGAGGAUUGAAUGAGAUAAAACAAUAAUCAUAGCCAGAAAGCCCCAGAAUUUUUUUUUUAAAAAAUCACUUGUUGAGGUGUUUGUUGCCAAAUAUAGGUAGUCCUCGACUUACAAUAGUUCGCUUAGUGACCGUUCAAAGUUACAACAGCACUGAAGUGUGACUUAUGACCGUCUUCCACACUUAUGACUUACAUUUGGAUGCUUGACAACUGACUCACACUUAUGACAGUUGCAGUGUCCCAGGGUCAUGUGAUCACCUUUUGUGACCUUCUGACAAGCAGUGUUAAUGGGGGAAACCAGAUUCGCUUAACAAUCGUGUUACUAAUUUAACAACUGCAGUGGUUCACUUAACAAAUGUGGCAAGAAAAAGUCGUAAAAGGGGGCAAAAUUCAUUUCGUCCAAUGUCUCACUUGGCAACAUAAAUUUUGGGCUCAAUUGUGGUUGUUAAGUCGAGGACUAUCUGUACAGAUCUUGAGAGGGGGGAAUUGGUUCAGUUGUGUACCAUCCUAGUUUCACUAUUUAAAUUUGAAUGUACAGGGUUUUGUUUUGUUUCUAAAAAUGAAAAUGGACUCCUUAACGUUGGGAUCAAGAUUUUUGCCACCUCAACAGCAUUUGUGGUUGACCCUUUUGGGGUAGCUUAGGCUUCAGCCUCGUGUUCCUUGUGUUAAUACUGGCUACUUGAAACGCCGUAAAUUCUCCUAUACACAACUAAGUUCACAAAAGAAUGCUUAUGGCAUGUAGAUUGGAUGGCAUAGCUCUACUUUGUUCAAUGUGUAUGACAUGCGGUCCCUCUUAGCAAUGUCAGCUGUCAAGCUUGCUAUUGAACUACACCCAAUUAAGAAAAAUAGCCUUUAGCAUUAGCUGAGAACUUGUCCACUGGAUUGUAGCUAGGUGUGCACAAUUAACACAUCCAUUACUGCCCCAACCAGGUGGCACAGUUCCUUGGUUAGUUAUUACACUGGAAUCUUUUCACUGGACGGUGUCGGCUUUUACCCCUGUUGUUUUCUAUCUGCUUCGGUAGUUAAGACUGUCUUUUGAGUUUUAUAUUCUAAAAAGGUAAUAUCCUCACAUGAUAACUAAUAUGCCUGUUUGCUAACGAUUCCAGAUUCCGCAAAUACGUCAAAUGUUUUUUGUGAAGCCAGCCAACCUAGUUAAAGUUUUAGUACGCUGGAUGAACUCGGAUUGGGUUACGUCAGUCGUGUUCAUGUGAUGUCCAAGCGCAGCAAAUACAAAACUACCUAGGGGGACGGACUACCCAUUGAAAUCAUUUUUUUCCUUUUGCCAUUAUGCUAAAACAUUUUGGUCUGGAAAAUCGUCAUAAAAAUUCUUGAGUUUUAAAACAUGCAUGUUCAUCAGUCAUCGUACGCCAGUCAUCUAAAGGUGGCACAGACCUUUUCCAAUUAAAAAAAAAAUGGAACUGGCCUUCAGCUAGGAGUUACAUAUUAAAGCAGAAAUCCUGUACUUUUUACUUGUUGCUCAGAUGGGACAGUUUUAAUUAAAACGCGGCUUGUUCUGCUAGGACUGCAGGCAUAAUAAAACUGUUUGUGACAAACUAUCAAAGCACAAAAGGUAUCCCCUUUCUUUUGC
This is a messenger RNA of Ahaetulla prasina, 4731 nucleotides long. RefSeq names its product glycogen synthase kinase 3 alpha (gene GSK3A). Bases 241 to 1626 code for a protein of 461 amino acids. Gene Ontology annotation, biological process: negative regulation of canonical Wnt signaling pathway; insulin receptor signaling pathway; regulation of neuron projection development. NCBI's taxonomy places the organism in Eukaryota, Metazoa, Chordata, Lepidosauria, Squamata, Colubridae. The record is from RefSeq and is a predicted model, not a curated record. The transcript has 11 exons. Gene Ontology annotation, cellular component: axon; cytosol; cytoplasm. Gene Ontology annotation, molecular function: protein serine/threonine kinase activity; ATP binding.